Tyto alba (common barn owl) is the source of this 1657-nucleotide messenger RNA. It is a transcript of the gene BNIP3, whose product is annotated as BCL2 interacting protein 3. The coding region runs from base 107 to 721 and encodes 204 amino acids. Gene Ontology annotation, cellular component: mitochondrial envelope; nucleus; mitochondrial outer membrane. Gene Ontology annotation, biological process: positive regulation of apoptotic process; mitochondrial outer membrane permeabilization. Lineage: Eukaryota; Metazoa; Chordata; Aves; Strigiformes; Tytonidae. The record is from RefSeq and is a predicted model, not a curated record. The transcript has 6 exons.
GCGGGGGGCGGCCGCUGACGUCACGGCGGCUCGGCCGGCCGGUCAGUGCGUCUCCCGCCGCUGCCGCAGCAGCUGGGCGCCGCCGGCCGUGUCGUUCAGCCGUGCCAUGUCGCGACUCGGCUCGCAGGAGGAGAACCUGCAGGGUUCCUGGGUGGAACUCCACUUCAGCAGCAAUGGAAAUGGCAGUGGAAACACUGUCACGCCGAUGAGCCAAGAACAAGUACCAGCCUCUAUUUCUAUUCACAAUGGUGACAUGGAGAAAAUACUCCUUGAUGCUCAACAUGAAUCUGGAAGAAGCAGUUCAAGAGAAAGUUCACAUUGCGACAGCCCUCCUCGUUCCCAGACACCUCAGGACAGUCACAGAGCUUUGGAAAUAGAGAGCCACAGCAGUGGAGAAAAGAACAGCUUUCAGUCUGAAGAGGAUUUUCUUGAAAGGAGGAAAGAAGUGGAAAGGCUCCUGAAGAAGAACGCGGAUUGGAUAUGGGAUUGGUCCAGCAGGCCGGAGAACAUCCCCCCAAAGGAAUUCCUGUUUAAACAUCCCAGGCGCACGGCUACUCUCAGCAUGAGAAAUACCAGUGUAAUGAAGAAAGGGGGGAUAUUCUCAGCGGAAUUUUUGAAGGUGUUUCUUCCAUCUCUGCUUCUUUCUCAUUUGCUGGCCAUUGGACUAGGGAUUUACAUUGGAAGGCGCCUCACGACCACGGCUUCAAGCAGCGCCUUUUAAAGGCUCUGCAGUUGGAAAGCAAAGACUCGGCUGGGAAUGAAGGAGGUGACCAGCAGGAACGUCUGAGCUGGCGCUGACUGCCUGGGCAGCGUGUCUGGGUCCUGCGAGCGUGGUGUUCUAGCUUGGCAAGAAUGGGAGAGGGGACACUACGGCUGGUAUAUCAUUUAUAGGCUUCUGGAUCAAUUCAUAGAGCUCGUUUCAGGUGCAUUAACAUCUGUUCUAUUGCUUUGUAGUGAAGUAUCUUUUGAAAAUUAGAAGAACUCGCUAUUUAAACCCAAUCCUAGCUUUAAUAUAGCGAUUGUGAUUCAGCUAGGUGCUCUUCCGGACUGCUGGUUCUUUGUACUUCAUGGAUGUGAACAUUUGUCACUGCUGCUGUGACCAUGAUAGAAAAGGGAUUAGCCCAAAACAACGCGUGGCCUUCUGCGUCCUGCCCGGGAAUUGGGAGGCGCUCUGCCCUCACUCGAGGCAGCCCCUCCCUUGGGUGGCUGUUGCUGGGUUCUCUCCCGCUGCUGUGUGAGAUGGGAAUGGUGAGAGACCCGGCCAGCGGGAGCAGAGGAGCGGACGAGGGACGCUUCCCUCGGUUCAUGCUAGUUCAGAGUGGGAUGCGCAACGGCCUGAAUUCAAAUUUGGACUCUAGUGCCUGAUAAACAGCUGCUUUUGCGAAGACAUUUAUUUAACUCUCCAUUAACAGAAGUUCCUUCUGUUAUCUCUACUGGCACACUAUCGCUUCUCAGUCUUUUUAUCUGUAAAACAAUAAAUUUGCAUCUUCCAUCCUCCUCAUCCUUGUAUAGAUUUUAAAAAAGGGUUGCUUGCUUAUUUGUUUUUACUAAUGGAAUGCCUUUUCAUUCAGUGAUUUUACCUUAUUUAAUGAGAGGAAAACGAAUGUUUGCCAAAAUACCAUGUUUUAUAUAUUUAAAUAAAAAGGUUCCUUGUGGA